UACAGUCUCCUCGGAACAGUCUCUUGCGACGGUCGUAGGUAGUCGAGAUCGGGCCCCGGGUCCAGGAGAGGAAAGAACAGCACGCCGCCACCGCCACGGGGCCGUCGAGAUCUGCAGCUUGACCAGGCUCAGUCGGCUCCUGGCAGCCUCCGCGCGACGCACCAGGGACCUCGUUAAGAGUCAGGAUUCCGAUCGCGACGAGGACGGUCACCGAUCCGAUCGCGUACGCGACCAAUUGCGCCGAAUUGUUCUACACGCAGGAUCGACACGCGAGUCGGGUAUUAACAGCCGCGUCUUUGAAUUGUACGUAUACUUGUAACCGCAGAAGUACGUAAUAGGUAUAUUAAUCGAAUUGAUAAGCGGGAGCAGCACGCGAGUGUAAAUCGGUUCGCGAAUCGCGAUAUUCCAAUUUCCUAUCGUCUAGCUAACUGAAGCGGAGGUGGUACAUAAGAUACAACCUUCUUUUCCGCAAACAUGGGCUUGACAACAAUAUCGACUUUUCUGGCAAUCUUGACGGUGCAAUUCUCGCUUCUACGAGCCCAUCGAGAGCAUAAGGUGCACAACAUCGUACUCUAUCCCGACAAGCACAGCUGGUGCAAGACAACCCCCAUCAAGCAGGUCGUUACCUCGCCGCAAUGUUCCUCCCAGGAAUUGGAUAAUAACGUAUGCGUGGGUGCGUGCUUCUCUUAUAUGGUACCGCACAGCGAACCUUCAGCACCUGGUGACCUCAUAAGACCUUACUGCGAUUCAUGCCAACCGUUGGACAGCAUCUGGCACACGGUGACAUUGGAUUGCAAAGAUGAGGAGAGCAAGCCGAUCACAAUGCAAAAGCAGGUGCAGAUAAUCACAAAUUGCUCCUGUAGUUCUUGUACCGAAACAUCGAAGAUUAAGUUGGACUACGCACCGCUGCUGCAGGAGCCAUUGCCUGAGGAAAAUUUGGACAAGAAUUUGAACAUCGUCGACGACACUCCGGACAUAUUGCUGACACCAACAAUCGACGCUUCGGGAAAUAAUUCCAGGGAUGUGGUACUGGACCCCGAAAAGGUUCUGCAAUUACUGGGACAGUUGAAGGAACCGGAAGGUGCAGAGAAGGUGAGUCCGGUGAUGAGAGAAAUUAAUCAAGACAAUUUCGAAAACGUUGAGGAACUGCUCGUCAAGCUUGAGAAGCGAGAACCGGAACACAAGCCGCAUCACGUCGGAUCGAUGCAUCGAGGACCCCAUCAUUCCCUUGUUUUGGACCCCGACGUCAAGGAGAAGAUUGACGUUGAACCGCAUCACCUUCAUCCAGCUGUUGCGGGUCAGGAGAUCAGCUACCACGACAAUAUACUCGGCGAAAAGGAUAAAAAGAAGGAUUUCUGAAAAUUAGGGCUUGCUAAACGCCAUUUUAUAAAGUCAUUUUGUACGAAUUGUACGCACUUUGACGCUGGUCGCCAAAAAGGCAACGGAAUAAACUGCCUUUUCUUUUAGGAAAAGAAAGAAACCUUUUCACGUAAUGAAUUAUUAUUACUAUUAUUACAAUUAUUAAUAUUAUAAUAAUGUUCUUAUAUUAAUUGAGCUGUGGUGAACCCGAUGAAGACUACUGAAAAUAUUUCUCUAAGUGCAACUAGGUGGAAGGCAAGGAUUGAAUAGAUCUUAAGUAGAACGCUGGGUAUUUUUCGACAUCUUAUUGUACUUGUUAUAUGUACGUAAAUAUGUAAGCCUAGGUGCCACGGUUUUUUCAUUUCACCUAAUUUUGAUAUUUACGAAUCAAGUAUUGUCACAUACUGAACUAUAAGUGUGAUACGAAUACAGUUUGUAUAUUCGAUUUAGAUGAACGGCGAUCGUUGAAACUAUUUAAAAACUUGCUGAAUUUCAAUAUUUACGUAACAGAAAAAAGAAUUUGGUUCCUAAGCUUUAGUUGUUGCACUAAUAUUUGGGGUGUUAAUGAUUUUAGUUACCAAUUAUGUCUUAUGUAACGCUGGUUUCUACCAAGUAGUCGCUCGUUUGAAUCGAAUAGUAAUCUGUACACGUACAUCGACUAGCGAAAAAAUAAAACACAUGUAUUAUAUAAA
Messenger RNA from Neodiprion fabricii, 2051 nucleotides. RefSeq lists its product as uncharacterized. NCBI's taxonomy places the organism in Eukaryota, Metazoa, Arthropoda, Insecta, Hymenoptera, Diprionidae. The record is from RefSeq and is a predicted model, not a curated record. The transcript is spliced from 4 exons. The coding region runs from base 475 to 1359 and encodes 294 amino acids. Gene Ontology annotation, biological process: animal organ morphogenesis. Gene Ontology annotation, molecular function: BMP binding; receptor ligand activity.